AAAUCUGAAAAACGACAAAAUUACGAAAAUUCCGGGGCGCAACGACAUGUCCGUGCCAGCUUCGCGGGCACACUCUGAGGUGUUCUCGGCGAGCCAAUACGGAGGUGUGACCACAGUUCCCGCACCACGACCCCGCUCCUACAUCAACUAUUUCAUUUUUCCAUCCGCAGUCCUUCACGUCGUCGGAAUUGCGUGUCUCGCCGCACUUUGGUACUACUUGAGGUUCACCAGUGUCUUCCCUUACCAUCAUCGGGUAUUUUACUGUCGAGAUGUUCACCUCUACAAACCAAACUUUGUACCAGAAGAUUUCAACGUCUACGUUUCAUAUCCUCUACUCUACACACUUGCCUUCACAAUUCCUCCCCUAGUUAUUCUGAUCGGUGAGGUGAUGUUCUGGUUGUUCAGCACAAAACCUAGGAAGAUUGUCUACGCGAAUUGUGGAGAGUGCCCAGUUCACUUGUUCACCAGAAGACUCUUCCGUUUCGUCAUCAUCUAUCUUGCUGGUCUCCUGAUUGUUCAGAUUUUUGUUGACACGAUUAAGCUGAUGACUGGAUACCAAAGACCGUACUUUUUGUCCCUUUGCAAUGUUUCUAUAACCGCCUGUACUGCUCCACUAGAGCAUUCACCAUCUCCAUCCCCUCAUUUGGCCUGCAAUUACAGAGGAGCUGAUGAGCUUCGUUACGCAUGGCUCACGUUCCCAUCCCUUCAUGCCGUCGUCUCAUCGUACGCCGCUUGCUUUGCAUCUCUCUACAUCUACUACAUGAUUAACUUGCGUGGAGCCCCACUUCUCCGCCCACUCCUUAUCUUCGGAUUCAUGGGACUCUGCAUCGUCGACUCGUUCUCCCGUAUCAACGGAUACAAAAACCAUUGGCGUGACAUCUGGGUCGCAUGGGUCAUCGGAAUCUUCAUGGCUUGGUUCUUGUGCUACUGCGUCCUGUGCUUCCAAGAAGUCUACCAUAUGACUAUCGAACGUACGCCGAUUGUUCAAGAGGAGCGCGUCUCGCCGUUCUUCAGUUGGUUUAGACUUCCACGUGUUCAGGCUCCGUCGGUGAAGGAGGAAUAUGUCGUCUACGAGGAAGACGUGGAGCGGCCGAACGGCACACUGCGAAACCGUCAUAACCAAGGAAAUCGUCAAUACGAGGUGACGACAACAACGGAAUCCUUCCAUAGAACCAUCAGUCCACAACAGCAGCAACAACAGCAGCAGGGACAUCAAAAUGAUGGAUAUCGGUACUAGGUGCAUACACUAUCAAAAUCUCAUAUCUCUAAUUUUCUCCAAUCCCAGAAACCCAGUUUUUUUCUUAAUUCUGUUAUGCUCAUCAAAAAGAAUUUCUCAUCUCUUUCUCUCCCGCUCUCACUUAAUUAUUUUUUAAAUUAAUAUUUAAUCUAACUAUGAUAUUUAAAUAAAUUUCUCUUGUAUGUGUAUAUACCGUGCUCUUAGCGGAAUGCGGCAUUUUCUCUAUGUCUCUGAAUACCCGGCAGUCUUUCGCUUUUUUUGCUUUUACAAUUUUUUCGUUUAUUUCUUUUUUUUUGCUUUGUUUUGCACCACUCAAACCUUCAACAAUAAAUUAUUCAAAUUUCG
Messenger RNA from Caenorhabditis elegans, 1582 nucleotides. It is a transcript of the gene plpr-1, whose product is annotated as Phosphatidic acid phosphatase type 2/haloperoxidase domain-containing protein. Lineage: Eukaryota; Metazoa; Nematoda; Chromadorea; Rhabditida; Rhabditidae. Gene Ontology annotation, cellular component: membrane. The record is from RefSeq and is marked reviewed. Gene Ontology annotation, biological process: phospholipid metabolic process.